Danaus plexippus (monarch butterfly) is the source of this 2321-nucleotide messenger RNA. Its product is annotated as lipase 3-like. The transcript has a single exon. The record is from RefSeq and is a predicted model, not a curated record. Bases 40 to 1500 code for a protein of 486 amino acids. NCBI's taxonomy places the organism in Eukaryota, Metazoa, Arthropoda, Insecta, Lepidoptera, Nymphalidae.
AACGGCUACACUGUAAAUAAAAUAAUCUCACUGGACACUAUGAAUGUAUUCAUAUUGGUUGUGUGUUUCGGGAGUGCUUUAGCUUUUCCAUUUGAGAUAAAUGUUAACUGGCCCUUUAUAGUAGCGGAUGAACAUACAAGUAAUAUGGAAGCGUUUUUUAAAGAUCAAAAGAUUCAGGCUGAGAAAGCCUUCACUUCCAGUAUUGAAGAGGCGAGACGAAUGAAGAAUUCAGUGUUCAGUUACUUCGAAGAUAAGCAAAGGCAAUUCAGUGAUGAUUUAAAUGAUUACGUGGAAAGUGUUAAAGAAAGUGGUAGAAAAUUUUCUGAUUCAUGGUCAUUUUUACAAAGGGAAGACGCGGGAGACCGAAUGGAGAACCCGGAUAUCGUUCUUUCAGUGCCUUCGAUCAUAAUUCGUAAUGUUUACCCCUGUGAAACACAUAUUGUAAUGUCUCAGGGUUACUUGUUGAAUAUCCAUAGAAUCCCUCGUUCCAAGAAUGGAGGAGGCAUCCCAAGGAAGACUAUUAUUUUACAUCAUGGUCUUUUCGCGAGUUCAGCUGAUUGGAUUCUCAAUGGUCCAGAAAAAAGUUUAGCAUACAUCUUAGCCGACGCCGGUUACGAUGUAUGGAUGCCUAACAUAAGAGGAAACAAAUAUUCAAGAGAACAUGCUUGGUUAAAAACUAAUUCUAAGUCCUUCUGGAACUUUUCUUGGCACGACGUGGCGGUAUACGACGUACCAGCUAUUAUAGAUUACAUAUUGAAGGAAAAGGGUGAGGGUACAAAAGUAACUUACAUUGGCCACUCCAUGGGAACCACAAUACUUUUCGCAAUGUUGACUAUGAGACCAGAAUACAAUGAUAUUUUAACCGCUGGUUUUGCACUAGCUCCGGUCGUUUUCUUAUCGGAUAUAAAAACACCUAUAAAAUCUUUAAGCAAAGUAGCCAGUAACGUGGCUCAGAUGGAAAUGUUAUACGGUUCUUAUGAGUUUAUACCAAAAAAUUCAGUUUUAGGGAAAAUGACAAAAUCCUGUGAUGUGGACGGCCGUGACGCUGCAGUUUGCAAGAAUCUCCUAUUCUACAUCUGCGGAUACAACGAGAAGCAGUUCAAUAAAACGCUGUUACCAAUUUUCUUGUCCCAUAUAGGUACAGGAACCUCGUGGAAAACAGCCGUACAUUUCGCACAGGAAGUAGUUGCGGGUGGUAAAUUCCAGCAGUUCGAUUACGGUAGCGAUUUAAACCUCCGAGUGUACGGUAACGAAGCACCACCAGAAUAUGACCUCGAUAAAAUAAAAUUACCUCUGACGUUAUUCUGGGCUGAAAACGAUUUGCUAUCUAGCGAAGCCGAUGUCAAAGAUCUUUACAAGAGAUUACCACCGACCACGCAAAUCUACAAAAUAUCUGAUCCUGACUUCAAUCAUUUAGAUUAUCUGUGGGCGAUCGAUGCGCCCACAUUAUUCACUGAUAAGAUUUUAUUUUAUUUGAAACAAGUUUACUCCACUUUAUAGAAUAUAUUUAGUAGUGGGGAAACUAAUGUUGACAUUGAAUUAGAGCAUACUGCUUUAUAUAGUAGGGAAAUAUAUAUCAAAUGACGAAAGGUUUUAUGUUACCAGUCGUAAAAUUGUUCCUUAGAUUUGCUUCUGUAAGAUAUAUGAAAAAAAUAUUUUGUAAAUACAAUGUAUUAUUAGACUUAUAAGAUUUAUGAUAAACUGUAUAAAAAUAUAUUUUUUUACCCCAAACUUGACUUCGUCACUCGCUUUCAGUUUCAGUAACAGUUCGUUAUUUUAAGAAGGUUCUCUAUUUUUUGUCCUUGUCAAUUGAUUUGCUAUAUUUUAUGUUACUAAGAAACAAACAUACACAGUAUGUCCUUGAACAAACAGAUAGUUCUAAAGUCUUGUAACAGAAUAUUAAAGAAUUCAUAAUCAUUUGUUUUUAUUUGAAUAGCUACGGUCAGUAGCACAGUGAAAUGUUUGCUAAAUAUGGUCUUAAAAACUUCCGCUAUAAUAGUCAUUAGUAUUUUAUUAAAUAUUAAUUAACAUUCAACUAAAAACAUUUAUAUAAAUUUGAAAUUCUAUAAGUUUAUGAUUAGAAGCCAAUUGUGCAAUCUCUAGGUGGGAAGAUGAGCUUAAACAACAUCGAAAUUUGAAAUCAUACCUAAAGUUCUCUCGGAGGCUGUUGGAAUUGAAAUCAAUUCAAAUAUUUGUACUACGCAUAGCAGUAUUCGUAAACUAUUCAGACCUCUAUCUCCAACUAUUUAGACUAAAGCGAAAAUAGAAGCGAGCUUAUAUAGACCAAGCACUAAGUUGGGAAUAAAAGCCAAUGCAAAUUA